This is a messenger RNA of Plutella xylostella (diamondback moth), 2487 nucleotides long. Lineage: Eukaryota; Metazoa; Arthropoda; Insecta; Lepidoptera; Plutellidae. The record is from RefSeq and is a predicted model, not a curated record.
GGUUUGCUCGUCAGAGCUCUUGGCAUAUUAAAAAGACUGUGAUGCGAGAAAUUAAUUGAUAUAUCACUGUGCGUCCGACAACCAGUUGCGUUUUCAUUAAUACCUCUACCAACGUUGGUUGCGUUCAAUGUAAAAACUUUGUUUAUUUAAAUUAUAUGUUGCAAUAAGUACUUUAUAAAAAAAUAUGUGCCAAUUGUGAAAAAAAUAUACCGCGAAAAGUUUUGUGAGCCUUUUAGAGCUUUCUUUUCCCAACAACUUUUGAAAACUACUUAGUUAUGUGAUUUUAAUUAAAUUCUAAGUGAAAAUAAUGACUUUCUUAGUCACUUUAUGUGUAAGCAACUGUUAAAAUGAAGAGAAUUUGGUUUAAUCUGGUGGUCACGUCUAUUUGCAUUCUCACCGCGUGUAGAGCCCAAACUACUGCCGACCCGUUCCUCAACGCCACCGCCUCCCCGCCCCCUGGCGGCCCGUGCUCCCAGACUGGACCUGGCGACGUGGACCUCCAGACCGUGGACCUCAUCGCCGUGUACCAGCUGGACCGCGCCGCCACACCCGGGGUCCGCGUGGUGCCCGGCUCCAGCCAGUGGCAGCGCGCCUAUAGGGUCGGGGCGGAGGCUAACUUGACUUAUCCUUUGACCUCGGUAUUCCCCCUCGGCCUGCCCUCCCAGUUCUCCGUAGUCAGCACAUUCAACGCGCGGGGCGCCCGCCGGCCGUGGAGCGUGCUGCGGGCGCGGGACGCCCCUCGCCAGCUCACGCUCACGCUGGUGCCGCGCGCCAGGAGGGUGCACCUCUAUGUGCGGGGAGCUAGGGCUGUGUUCUACACGGAGAAGCUGUUCGCCCCGGGCUGGCACAAGCUACACGUCGGAGUUGCCAACGACUCCGUCAGGCUCGCCGUCGACUGCGUUGAGCUAGAGCCUGAGUCGAUCGCUCCUCAUAACGCUUCGAAUGCUACCACCUUCACCAUCAUCUCCAACGACGAUGGGACUCCCGCAGAAAUAGAUCUGCAGUGGUUGUCUCUGAGCUGCCACCUCUACAACAUUACUGUUGGGGAUUGUGAAGACAUUGAAAGUUCAGCAGCUAUAACUGCGACUGCAACUGAAGGAUUUUCGAACUUCGACGCAUCGGCAUCGUCGAGUUUGCUUCCGGCGGGGCAGGUGUGCAACGCUUCUUGUCCUCCUGGCCCAACCGGACCUCCAGGCGAGCCCGGGGUGCAGGGGCCCCGCGGUUUCACUGGCCUACCGGGUUUCCGAGGACCGGAGGGCCCAACCGGAGCGCCGGGAGCGACGGGGCUGAAGGGAGAUAAGGGAGACCCUGGAGAUGUGGUAUACAGUAAUGCGAGUUUGAAAGGGUCUACCGGGGAGCCGGGCCCGAAAGGAGAGAAGGGGGAUAUAGGGGAACCUGGACAGAAGGGAGAGCCGGGUGUAGAAGGACUGGUGGGACUAGCGGGCCUGCCCGGGGCCGACGGAAAAGACGGUCAAGAAGGUCCGCCAGGCGCCCAGGGCCCGCCCGGGGACCGCGGCUUCCCGGGACCGCCCGGGCCGCCGGGACCAGUAUUUACCUUCAAUACCACUCAAAUAGGGUCCACCGGGACUGAUUGGUCCGUUGGGGACCCCCGGACAGCCUGGUACCCGGGGCCCACCGGGACCGGCGGGACCAAGGGUGAAGCCGGCUCGCCCGGGCUCCCCGGCCGGGCGGGGGCGGACGGGGUCCCGGGCACGCCGGGGCGGCCGGGUCCUCCGGGACCCAUGUGGACCAGCGCCGCGUCACUCUCGAUGGGAUCACAAAUGACGGAAUCCAUGGUGCGAAAUAUCUGCGAAGACUUAUUUAGAGGAAUCCCCGGACCACAAGGGGACAGUGGGCCCCGCGGGUACCCCGGUCCCGUAGGGGAGGCCGGGCCGGCUGGGCCCGCCGGGGAGCGCGGGCCUAAGGGGGAGAAGGGAGAGCGGGGACCGGAGGGGGUAGGGCUACCAGGACCGGAAGGGCCGAGAGGUUUGCCUGGUGCUGUAGGACUGCCCGGGCCGCCCGGUAAGACCGGACCUAGAGGCGAAUCCGGUCGGGAAGGAUUGCUAGGCCCCCGCGGGGCGCCCGGGCCCCGGGGCGCCUGCGACUGCCCCGCGCCCGCCUACUACGCCUACGCACCGCAGGGGAACAGCAAAGGACCAUAGUUAGGACAAUUAGUGAUGACUAGCAACAGGUUGAUGAUUGGUGAAUCACCGAGCAUCAGAGAUAUGACAGACAUUUGAAUAGCCCAUCAUAAAGAGCCCGGCUGAAACAGGUGCAAGUUUUGAAGAAUCAAAUCUCAUAGGUAUUUGGGCCUUGUCAAAAUAAGGGUACAGAUAUUGAAUUUAUUGAGAAAUCAAUACUUAAUAUUUUUUCAGGAUCUUUCAGGGUUAUGUUGGUUCUAAGUAGGUACCUAUGUUCAUGGGCAGAAAUUGUGCUAUGCAUUUUGAGAUUUGGGUAUAUACGAAAUAAGAUUAGUCAUUGUAAUAU